Messenger RNA from Notodromas monacha, 2256 nucleotides. The record is from the annotation of a GenBank genome assembly. Lineage: Eukaryota; Metazoa; Arthropoda; Ostracoda; Podocopida; Cyprididae.
GGAAUGUCUGGUGACCCUGGUCUUUAUGGUUUGGCUGGCCCACCUGGAGAAAUCGGUAGAGAUGGGGAACCAGGACCACCUGGGGUUCCAGGACUGGAUGGAGCCAAGGGACAGCGUGGGCCAGUGGGAGUUUCUGGGUUCCCUGGCACAGAUGGGGUCAGAGGAGAUGAUGGAAUCCCAGGCAGAUUUGGUCGUCCAGGAAUCCCUGGUGCUCUAGGAGAUCCAGGUCCAACAGGUGUCCUUGGCCCCAAGGGCAUGGAGGGAGACAUUGGAGAAAAAGGGGCCAAGGGAUACACUCCAUACUACUACUCCUACAAGGGACAUGCUGGGGUACCAGGGGCCAGGGGGCCAGACGGCCUCCCUGGGCUCAGAGGUGAUGAUGGCAACCCUGGAGUCCCUGGAAGAAAAGGUACAACUGGUGAUGAUGGCAGUCCUGGCAAUCAAGGUGUUCCUGGAAGACUUGGACCCAAGGGUGAUGUGGGUGACAUGGGCCCUGAAGGAUUCCCAGGGAGCGAAACUCAGGAGCCACACAAGGGUCAGAAAGGAAGAAUGGGUUACCCUGGAUUUGAUGGCCUGCCUGGUCGCCCAGGACAGAAGGGGGCCCCUGGGGAAUAUGGUGUAGAUGGGCCAAUGGGGAAACAGGGGCCAGCUGGCCCACAAAUCAAUGGCAGCCCAGGAUACCCUGGCAUGACAGGGCCACCAGGUUUGCCAGGCAUGUCAGGAAUACCUGGUGAAGAGGGACCUCCUGGCCCACCUGGCUAUUUUGGCCCCAAGGGCUUGAGAGGAGAUGAUGGACCAGAAGGGCAAAGGGUAAAGGGUCAGAUGGGAGACUUUGGACCACCUGGGCCACCAGGACCUUUGGGUCUCCCUGGUCUCCCAGGGAUUGUGGGCUUUCAAGGAGUGACUGGUGACAGAGGAUACAAUGGACCACCUGGUCCCUUUGGUCUGGAAGGACUCAAAGGAAUUGAAGGAGACGCAGGAGAACCAGGGAGGUUUAGAUUCAAAGGAAUAGAGGGAGCCACUGGUGCCCCUGGCCUAAGUGGCCUACCUGGAAAGUCAGGUGACCUUGGUGCCCCUGGCUUUGAUGGUGCCAUUGGGCCUUCUGGUCCACCUGGCCCAGGGGGUGACCCAGGACGCACUGGUCCCAUGGGCCAGUUUGGGUUCCCUGGGCUGCCUGGUCUGCCUGGUGACCCAGCACCACCACCACCUCCUCCAGCAUCCCAAGGAUUCCCCCUCACUAUCCAUUCCCAGACAAGCUUUGUACCAUCUUGUCCUCCACACACCAAGAAGUUGUGGGAUGGAUACAGUCUCCUGCACAUCAUGGGGGAUCAGAAGGCACAUUCUCAAGACCUGGGCAAGUCAACUCAUUUUUUUCUUCAAUUUUUUCAAGUGGUGGUACCUUACAAUUUGUUGAUGGGAUGUUUACUUGUAAUUUUUCCUGCUUCAGCCACUUUUCUUGUGUUUUUUCCCGCUCUUACUUAUUUGUAUGCAGUUUCCCAUAAUUUGACCAUUUUGCAAUUCAAUGGAUUGCGCUCAAAUUUUAGGGUACCACCUGUAUGCAGAUCCCCGGGCUCGUGUCUGCAGAAAUUCGCUCUGAUGCCAUUCUUGUUUUGUGACAUGAACAACGUGUGCCAUUAUGCGUCCAGGAACGACUACAGCUACUGGCUCAACACGGGCCAGGACAUGCCCAUGAUGAUGCGGGCCCUGCGGCCCGAUGAGGCUGAGAAAUACGUGUCCCGGUGUGUGGUGUGUGACGCCCCCACGAGGGCCAUUGCCCUGCACAGCCAGGAACUGGAUGCCCCAGAAUGUCCAUCUUCCCCUGAACCAGGUUCUUGGGUGGAGCUCUGGACAGGCUACAGCUUUGUGAUGCACACUGAUGCAGGAGCAGAAGGUGGUGGACAGCCCCUGGCCAGCCCAGGGUCUUGCCUGAGAGAGUUCCGCCCCACGCCCUUCUUGGAGUGCCAAGGCCAUGGUCGUUGCAACACCUUCUCCACUGCACUCAGCUACUGGUUGGCCACAGUGGAUGUGCAUGAGCAGUUCCUGAGACCAGCCCCUGGCACCACCAAGGGCAAUGCCAUCACAGAGCGCAUCAGCAGGUGCACAGUGUGUCUCAGGAAUGCAACUCAGUUCUGGUCACCUGACCAUCACCACCACAAUGUGGGUCAAGGGUUUGACACUACUGAUGCCAACAGGUUCAAUGCUGAUGAGGCUGCUGCAGCCACAACAACCGAGUUUUCAUUGUUCAUCCAUCACUGA